AUGGCAAACCAAAAAAUACAAAUUCAUCAUUUUAAACAAAGACAAAAAAAGCUUAAUGAACUACUUUAUGAUGAUAAAUCGCUUUUUCUAAUCACUCCAUUACAAGUCCUGAUAUUAUCCUUGAUUUUUAUUGCAAAUGUAUUCGUCUUACAUAUAGUUUCCAGAUUUAUUCCUACUACCACUGCACCACAAGUAGCACUAUCUAUCAUUGUUGUUGUGUUUUCUGUAUUCUUCUCGUAUUUUUUAAAUAAAAACAAGUAA
Molecule: messenger RNA, 261 nt
Organism: Vairimorpha ceranae
Lineage: Eukaryota; Fungi; Microsporidia; Nosematidae
Product: sec61beta
Exons: 1
Coding region: 1-261 (86 amino acids)
Source: RefSeq, a predicted model, not a curated record